UCUCGCGAGGUGUUGAUUCACGGUUGGUUUCGAAACUGUUGUGUUUCUUUUAUUUCUUGUUAUUGGGUUAUUGUAUAAACUGUCAGGAAGUCACGCGGUAAACGUAACCGGUUUCUUAACAACAUAGGGAUGUCCGACCCAAAACCUUGUAAAGUGUGUAAUUUUAGCCGACAGAAAACAUACGGCUUGGUUGUUUCAUCUCUGGACCAACUAAAGACGAAAGGAAGCAAGUCUCUUGGUUUUAACACAAGUACCUCAGUCUCUGUGGUCUUAGAAGAUGAUGGGACAAUAGUUGAAGAUGAGGACUAUUUCUUGUGCUUACCUUCACAUACAACGUUCAUGCUGUUGGAUGAAAAAGAGACAUGGGCCCCACUCCUAAUUGAUAGAAGUAGAGCUAGGAUGACUGGUGGGUCUGUGAACCUCGAGUGUGACGCUGUGGACAGCUCAAUCACUCUGAGCCAUCCCUGGUUCUACCUGGCCCAGCAACUCAAGCAGGAUCUGGCAAGUGUGAUACUAAUGUCGGAGACGGACUUACAGACCCUAGUAGACGUCCCUUGUCCAGAGCUGGCCUUUGCCCUGGGCUUCCCGGAGAGGAAGGUGCAGAGUCUCCAGGCCACUCUGCAGGGAGUGUUGGACCGUAGAGAAGAGGAGAGACAGUCUAAAGAACUGCUCCAGCUCUACCUCAAGGCAAUGGAGAAAGAGGAUAGCCAAGAAGAAACACCUAGUCAGGAUGGGUCAGUUAAAAUGGAUGUGAUGGAUGGAAUGGAGGUGGAUUCAGUGUCAGGCUUCACAUCCACAAUGCUGAUGGUCCUCAAAUAUAAAAAGAGCCCUGAGACCAGACUGUCCAGUGAGGAAUUGCAGUCAGUCAUCAUUGAAAACAAUAUCAAGAUGGUGGUGAACAAAGGUGUGGUGGCCAUGGAGCAGGUCCUGGGCUGGGACUCCGGAAAGACCACACAGCUGCUGCAGGCAUGUGAGGAGCAACUCAGCAUGAGGCUCCAGCAGGUUCAGGCCAUGCAGUCGCUCCGACACAGCACAAGACAACAUCCCUCGGACGAGACACAGGAAACACGAGCUAAGCGUCGCAAAUAAGGAUUAGGGUGAAGGUGCUCGGUUUUGUAUUUGUUCUGAUUUUGAGAGGUGAUGUGGGACAUGUAAAUAAUUCCUUUGUUUCUCUGGCCUACAGAGUAGAACAUUUAAUCUCCUUGUUUGAAUGCUUUUGAGAAAACAAUUAGGACCAAUUAUUGACUUAUUCUGUUAUAUAAACAGCCUUGCAAAGUAUUGAAACCCCUGAACAGGUUCUCCAUUAUUAUUUAAUUUAAUUGAAUAUGAAAUGUUCUUUUUUUAAUUUAAACUCAAAAUUAAGUAUUGAAAGGUGGCAGUGGUUUUAUAUUGGGAAAUAUUUCAGAAAAAAACCGAACUACUGUAUGUUGCUUCCAUAAGCUACCCCUUAACAUUUCUAUUUGGUAGAGCUACCAUUCACUGCAGUAAUAGCUUUGCACGCAAUUUCAGAUUUUAACCCAUAUUUCUUGGCACAUUUGCUAUGGUUGGUUGGACAUCCUUGUUCAUCGCAGUUUUUAAAUAUUACCACAGAUUAACAGUGGGAUUAAGAUUAGGACUUUAACUGAGUCACUUUAGGAUAUCCACUUCAGUGUUGCUUAGCCUUUGUGCUUGGGAUCAUUGUCCUGCUAAAAGGUGAAAUCCCUAUCACAUUUAAGUUUUUAACGGACUGAUGCAGAUUCUCUUGCAGUAGUCUCUGUAUUUUGGUCCAUCCAUUAUUCCUUCUUUUUUAAAGGGACAACCCACUGUUUUUGGGUGUUCUGUCAGUCUUCCUGUAGAAAUAUUAGUAAUUGGAGAUGUUUAAACUGUAUUUGACCGCAAAACCUCACCCUCAUGCUUUUUGGCAAACUCGAGACAUACAUGCAGAUGGUAGUUUCAGUGACUGCUUCUUUCUUACCAUCCUCCCAUAGUGUUAUGGAGAGCUGUUAAUAUGGUGGACAGGUGCACCAAUACUCCACUCCCAGACACUGAACUCUGUAACUCUUCCAAAGUGAUUGUUGGUCUCUGGUUGUAAGGGACAGCCUUUCCUUGGCAGUGCCUGGGUGUUGUAAUGCAGCUUGUACUUUCAGAAGUUACAUGUGUCAUCUCACCCACGUGUCAUUUUGUAACAACAAGGUAUUGUGUUGUAAUUCAUUGUUUUUAAUUUAAAUGUUUCAAAUGUAACCAAUAUGGCAAGCAGAGCAUGGUAUGAUUUUCUUUCUACAAUAAAUAGUCAUCAUACACACA
Esox lucius (northern pike) is the source of this 2283-nucleotide messenger RNA. RefSeq names its product DNA fragmentation factor, alpha polypeptide (gene dffa). The record is from RefSeq and is a predicted model, not a curated record. Gene Ontology annotation, biological process: regulation of apoptotic process; apoptotic process. The transcript has 7 exons. Bases 130 to 1089 code for a protein of 319 amino acids. NCBI's taxonomy places the organism in Eukaryota, Metazoa, Chordata, Actinopteri, Esociformes, Esocidae.